AGCCCGGAUCCACAGCUCAGAAACCCCGCUGAGAGACAGACUGCCGGUCCAUAGAUCAAGAAUGGGCGAUCAGGUGUCUAAGCUGAAGCAGUUGAGUUCAUCCGACAUGGAGGAGCAGAGAUUCUUCCAGAACCAGAACCAGGACUACGUGGACCAGGCAGGGUCUGGUUCUGGAUCCGAGGAGAGAGCCAACGAGCCGCUGGACGAGGAGGGCAAGGUGAGCGCUUCCUUCCAGAAGAAGGUCCAGAGUAAGAUUAAAGACCUGCUGCAGCAGAUGGAGGAAGGUCUGAAGACAGCCGACCCUCACGACUUCUCCACCUACACCGGCUGGACAGGUGAGUCAGCACGAUACACCUGCAUCGCCCUGCUGUACCUGCAGCUGCACCGCUGCUCCCAGGAAUCCUCCCACCUGCAGAGGGCGCUGGACUACGUGAAGCGAACCCUCCGGAUCCUGAACGGGCGUAAGGUCUCCUUCCUGUGUGGAGACGCAGGCCCUCUGGCUGUGGGAGCUGUGGUUCAUCACAAGCUGAGGAACACUGAGGAGAGCCAGGACUGCCUGAACAGGCUGGUGCUCCUCCAGAGUUCAGUCCUCAGUGACUCUGAGCUCUCUGAUGAACUCCUGUACGGUCGCGCUGGCUUCCUGUUCGCUCUGCUGUACGUCAACAGAGAGAUGGGAGAGAACACGGUGGAGGAGAGCACCAUCACUCAGGUGGUGUCUGCGAUCCUGGACUCGGGGAAGUCUCUCUCUCAGGACCAGAAGAAGACGGAGCGCUGUCCUCUGCUGUACGAGUGGCACAGGAAGCAGUACCUGGGAGCGGCUCAUGGGCUCACUGGCAUCUUCUACAUGCUGCUGCAGCCUGGAGCCAGAGUCCCGGCUGACGUUCUCUCAGAAUUCGUUCGUCCGAGCAUCGAUUACGUUCGUCAUAAGAAGUUUCGUUCAGGGAAUUUCCCGUCGUCUCUGACCAACGAGAGCGACCGAUUGGUUCAGUGGUGCCACGGAGCGCCGGGGGUCAUACACACACUGCUGAUGGCCCACCAGGUGUUCCAGGAGGAGAAGUACCUGAAGGAGGCAUCAGACUGCUCGGAGGUGAUCUGGCAGAGAGGUUUCCUGAGGAAAGGAUACGGACUCUGCCACGGCACGGCAGGGAACGGAUUCAUCUUCCUGUCCCUGUACCGGAGGACGAAGGAGAGGAAGCACCUGUACAGGGCCUGCAAGUUUGCAGAGUGGUGUCUGGACUACGGGACUCACGGCUGCCGGAUCCCAGACAGACCCUACUCUCUGUUCGAGGGUAUGGCUGGGACUGUGUACUUCCUGUCGGAGCUGGAGAACCCCGAGGCCUCCUGCUUCCCUGCCUUUGAACUCUGACCUGCUGAGAAAGAGGAGGAGGAAGAAUAGAAGUCUGGACACGUAAAGGACGUUUUUGUGAUGCAGAUUUCGUGCUGAGUGAGGAGUGACUGAGUGACACGUUUACAAGGAGGGGGAAGAGGAUUAAUGUCGCACUGAAUAAAGACCCUGCUGGACUGAUGAAGACGAGGAUGAAGACGAUGAUGAAGACGGACUCUGAUCACAGACAUUUGGAGAAAAGACUUUCAAUCUGAUCCAGCUGGAAGAAGUGUGUGUGUGUGUGUGUGUGUGUGUGUGUGUGUGUGUGUGUGUGUGUGUGUGUGUGUGUGUGUGUGUGUGUGUGUGUGUG
This is a messenger RNA of Trematomus bernacchii (emerald rockcod), 1694 nucleotides long. It is a transcript of the gene lancl2, whose product is annotated as LanC lantibiotic synthetase component C-like 2 (bacterial). NCBI's taxonomy places the organism in Eukaryota, Metazoa, Chordata, Actinopteri, Perciformes, Nototheniidae. Gene Ontology annotation, biological process: carbohydrate metabolic process; peptide modification. The record is from RefSeq and is a predicted model, not a curated record. The coding region runs from base 62 to 1366 and encodes 434 amino acids. Gene Ontology annotation, cellular component: plasma membrane. The transcript has 10 exons.